This is a messenger RNA of Cercocebus atys (sooty mangabey), 2993 nucleotides long. RefSeq names its product ring finger protein 130 (gene RNF130). The coding region runs from base 427 to 1743 and encodes 438 amino acids. The transcript has 9 exons. Lineage: Eukaryota; Metazoa; Chordata; Mammalia; Primates; Cercopithecidae. The record is from RefSeq and is a predicted model, not a curated record.
GCGCGCCUCAGGCGGCAGCCGCGCGAGAGGGACUUUGUGUUCCUCUGACCCUCCUGGGGGCGCUUCCUCCCGUGCCGCCCUUCCCCUCCCGCGCCGCGUCCUUGGGAGGCGCCUCCCAUUCGGCGGGACCGACCGGGGGGAUGGAGGGGGCACGCUCCUGCAGCCCUCCCGGGACCCUGAAGAGACGCCCGCGUGCGACCUGAGACGCCGCCCUCGCCGAGGGCCCAUGGGCGCGUCCCCACGGGCGGGCGGCGGACGUGAGGGCGGCGAGCGGCGGGGCCGUAGGUAGGGAGCGGCCGCGCUCGGGCUCGGCCCCGCGCAGCCGCGCGCGCGCCUGCCGCAGCCCGGGCCGCGCCCGCCCCGCUCUCCGCGCCGGCCCGGAGCCCGGUCCGCGAGCGGCGUGCGGCGGCGGCGGCCGGAGGGACGAUGAGCUGCGCGGGGCGGGCGGGCCCUGCCCGGCUCGCCGCGCUCGCCCUGCUGACCUGCAGCCUGUGGCCGGCGCGGGCAGACAACGCGAGCCAGGAGUACUACACGGCGCUCAUCAACGUGACGGUGCAGGAGCCCGGCCGCGGAGCCCCGCUCACGUUCCGCAUCGACCGCGGGCGCUACGGGCUGGACUCCCCCAAGGCCGAGGUCCGCGGCCAGGUGCUGGCGCCGCUGCCCCUCCACGGAGUUGCUGAUCAUCUGGGCUGUGAUCCACAAACCCGGUUCUUUGUCCCUCCUAAUACCAAACAGUGGAUUGCCUUGCUGCAGAGGGGAAACUGCACAUUUAAAGAGAAAAUAUCACGGGCUGCUUUCCACAAUGCAGUUGCUGUAGUCAUCUACAAUAAUAAAUCCAAAGAGGAGCCGGUGACCAUGACUCACCCAGGCACUGGAGAUAUUAUUGCUGUCAUGAUAACAGAAUUGAGGGGUAAGGAUAUUUUGAGUUAUCUGGAGAAAAACAUCUCUGUACAAAUGACAAUAGCUGUUGGAACUCGAAUGCCACCGAAGAACUUCAGCCGUGGCUCUCUAGUCUUCGUGUCAAUAUCCUUUAUUGUUUUGAUGAUUAUUUCUUCAGCAUGGCUCAUAUUCUACUUCAUUCAGAAGAUCAGGUACACAAAUGCACGCGACAGGAACCAGCGUCGUCUUGGAGAUGCAGCUAAGAAAGCCAUCAGUAAAUUGACAACGAGGACAGUAAAGAAGGGUGACAAGGAAACUGACCCAGACUUUGAUCAUUGCGCAGUCUGCAUAGAGAGCUAUAAGCAGAAUGAUGUCGUCCGAAUUCUCCCCUGCAAGCAUGUUUUCCACAAAUCCUGCGUGGAUCCCUGGCUUAGUGAACACUGUACCUGUCCUAUGUGCAAACUUAAUAUAUUGAAGGCCUUGGGAAUUGUGCCGAAUUUGCCAUGUACUGAUAACGUAGCAUUCGAUAUGGAAAGGCUCACCAGAACCCAAGCUGUAAACCGAAGAUCAGCCCUUGGCGACCUUGCCGGCGACAACUCCCUCGGCCUUGAGCCACUUCGAACUUCGGGGAUCUCGCCUCUUCCUCAGGAUGGGGAGCUCACUCCGAGAACAGGAGAAAUCAACAUUGCAGUAACAAGUGGUCACUUUUUUCAUCGAAACUCCUUGUCCCCUCGGAGUCUGGUGUAUGAAAGCGAAUUCUCCACGAUCGAACCUUCUUUGGACAUCAUCCGUUUUGGAAGAAUGGCAGCACUUUUCAAGCACAGGUUGGGGUUCAGGGUUAAUUUGCAAAGUUCCCCAAGGUGAGGCAUUGAGGACAGUAGUAUUGCCCAGGUGAGCCUUGUGGUAUUGAAAACCCGCCCAAGCUGAUCAUUGAAGGUGGGCGCGCAGCAAGCCUGGCUGUUUGCAGAGAAGAGGCUGGACCCAGGAUUAACGUUGCAUUGGAGACGCAUCUCUGAAUACUCACAUGCUGUUCUGUGCCAGGGAAGCUGGGGUUUUUAACAUCCUUUUGUGGUCCCUGCUUACGACACAUACCUCCCUGUGGGAGAAGCUUCCUACCCGUGUGGAGUGCAGGUGCUGCUCCCUGACUGGCUCUGGAUGCUCCCCUCUCGCUUAUUCUACUUCCUGCUGAAGGGCCUCUUCUAAAGGGGGUUGAGAGAAGGCCUUGCCUUUGUAUCUCCUCUGAGACUGACCACCCACUUCCUGCCUGGGCAGGGCUGUGGGAGACGCAGGCCGUGGGGCCGGGUCUGUGUGCGGGGCCAGGCAGCCAUCUGCAUUGCCAUUUUCCAGCCUCCAUGUUGAGCAUGACGUAAAGUGACAAGUGUUUAUGUCAGCACAGAAACACUGAAGGCCCUUCCAUCCUGCAGCCUGUGGACAUUUCUACUCGGCCACCCCUGAGUAUAGGGAGUGUGUGUAUAGGGAGGGGGCACCCGGGAGCCCAGCCCAGCAGUGUCUCUGGGCACAGUGAUUUCACGGGGAUGGCCAGCAGUUGUGAAAAACAGAAUGAUCUGGAAUGUCUCAUUGGGAAGGCCAAACCCCCUUCUUGCUGCAGGUGCCAGAUAAGCUCUCACCUUCAGUGUCCACUGUGCAGCCCAGUCCCCUCCACCAGUCCCAGCAUAGCAUGAAAAGGCACAGGAGCACCAGCUGCCGGGCUUACAGGACAGGGUGCAGCAGCCCGCAUCCCAGGCCAGCAUCCCAGGCAUCAGGGACAUGCAGGAUCUUCCCACACACCUGGGAUGACAUCGAAUUAGCAUGAUGAGAAAAUUGCAUCUUGCGAGUAAUCCCAGUCCAGAACCACCAUGGGCAAAUUUGUGAAACGAAUCUGCACACCCUCUUUGCAAAAGGACACACCUGAGUUGAGUCUGCCUGUCCUCACUGGUAUGAGCUGUGUGGAGCGUGAGGCGCACAGAGCCUGGCUGUGAGAAGAGGAACCUCAGUCUGCACGUGCCUAGGGUCAGAUCUGAUGGCAAACCAAGCAGAUGCGUGAAUCCCCCGCCCUGUUCUCACUGACUGUGGAACAUGAAUUUGAAGUGGACACUUGCCGUUUUCCCAAAGUG